Molecule: messenger RNA, 1978 nt
Organism: Dioscorea cayenensis subsp. rotundata (Guinea yam)
Lineage: Eukaryota; Viridiplantae; Streptophyta; Magnoliopsida; Dioscoreales; Dioscoreaceae
Product: protein NRT1/ PTR FAMILY 5.2-like
Exons: 5
Coding region: 149-1921 (590 amino acids)
Biological process (GO): transmembrane transport; dipeptide transport
Cellular component (GO): membrane
Molecular function (GO): tripeptide transmembrane transporter activity; dipeptide transmembrane transporter activity
Source: RefSeq, a predicted model, not a curated record
UUUACACUAGUGCACCAGAGACCCAAUUAGUCAAACAUGAUGUUGAAGACUAGAUAACUUACAAUACAUAUACAAGAGCCUUUCAAUGUCGUAAGUCCCAUAAAAAGAUAAGACUCUUACUUCCUCAUAACAAGUGUAUUGAUCUUCAAUGGCAGGAGGAGACUCAGAGGCAACUCAAGGGGAAUAUACAAAGGAUGGCUCUGUAAAUCUUAAGGGCAAGCCUAUACUUAGAUCAAAGAGUGGAGGUUGGACUGCUUGUACCUUUGUUGUAGUGUAUGAGGUUUUUGAGAGGAUGGCAUAUUAUGGAAUAUCAUCAAAUCUUGUGCUCUACUUGACCAACAAAUUGCAUCAAGGCACUGUAACUUCGGCGAACAACGUUACUAAUUGGGUCGGUACUGUGUGGAUGACGCCGAUGAUCGGUGCCUAUAUCGCCGAUGCUCAUCUUGGUCGCUAUUGGACCUUCAUCAUCGCCUCAAUCAUCUAUCUUUCGGGAAUGUGCCUGCUAACACUAGCAGUAUCACUGCCUUCACUGAAACCACCACCAUGUGGAGCUAACACUAGUGACCCAAAUUGCACUGAAAAAGCUUCAUCACUGCAACUUGGUGUGUUCUUCACUGCACUCUACAUCUUAGCCAUCGGCACCGGUGGCACAAAGCCGAACAUUUCGACCAUUGGAGCAGACCAAUUUGAUGAAUUCAAUGAAAAGGAGAGAGCACAUAAGCUCUCCUUCUUCAACUGGUGGAUGUUCAGCAUCUUUCUUGGCACUUUCUUUGCCAACACUGUUCUUGUUUACAUUCAAGACAAUGUAGGAUGGACGGUAGGUUAUGCAUUGCCUACUCUUGGUCUAUUGAUUUCAAUCAUCAUCUUCGUUGUUGGUACUCCUUUCUACCGGCAUAAACUACCUUCCGGUAGCCCAUUUUCAAAGAUGGCUAAGGUUCUUCUGGCAACCUUGAGGAAAUGGAGGGUUCAAGUGCCUAAGGAUCAUAAAGAACUUCAUGAACUUAAUUUGGAAGCAUAUGACACCAAUGGCAAGUUCAGAAUUGAACACACUCCAAUCCUAAGGAUAUUAGACAAAGCAGCAGUGAAGACCGGACCGACAUCGCAGUGGAUAUUAUGCCCGGUGACACAAGUCGAAGAAACAAAACAAAUGCUUCGUAUGAUCCCUAUACUCUUUACCACAUUCAUACCAAGCACAAUGAUAGCUCAAGUUAACACUCUCUUCACCAAGCAAGGCACAACACUAGACCGUAACAUCGGUCCUCAUUUCAAGAUCCCUGCGGCAUGUCUUCAAGCCUUUGUCACUAUCUCAAUGCUAGUCUCCAUUGUCAUCUAUGAUAGGUGCUUUGUCCCCUUCAUGAAGAGAUGGACCAAGAACCCCAGAGGUAUAACUCUCCUCCAAAGGUUUGGUGUGGGUAUGGUAUUCCACAUCAUACUUAUGACGGUAGCUUCAGUAACCGAAAACCGACGUCUAAGAACAGUUAAAGAUCAUGGAUUAGAAGGAGGAGGGGAAGUUCCACUUAGCAUCUUCAUACUACUCCCUCAGUUUGUGCUUAUGGGAAUGGCUGAUGCUUUUUUAGAGGUGGCCAAGAUUGAGUUCUUCUAUGAUCAAGCUCCUGAAACCAUGAAAAGUCUCGGAACAUCUUAUUCACAUGCAAGCUUGGGAGUUGGGAACUUUCUAAGCAGCUAUUUAUUAUCAACAGUGUCUCGUGUCUCAAAGAAGAAUGGCCACAAAGGGUGGAUUUUGAACAACCUGAAUGCAUCUCAUCUUGAUUACUAUUAUGCUUUCUUUGCAAUCCUCAACCUUUUGAACCUUCUCUUCUUCAUCAUCCUCAGCAGAUUCUAUGUGUACAAGGUUGAGAAUACUGAAAAGAUGGAUGGAUUUCCUUCAGUAGAAGAAAAUAAAGGAGAUAGCAUGAAAUAGUAUGUGUCACGUUCCAAAUAUGGCCAGACGAUAAACAAAUGGCCACGCACCCACAAG